Eriocheir sinensis (Chinese mitten crab) is the source of this 4946-nucleotide messenger RNA. RefSeq lists its product as uncharacterized. The transcript is spliced from 14 exons. Gene Ontology annotation, molecular function: calcium ion binding; cadherin binding. Gene Ontology annotation, cellular component: catenin complex; plasma membrane. Gene Ontology annotation, biological process: homophilic cell-cell adhesion. Bases 11 to 1873 code for a protein of 620 amino acids. The record is from RefSeq and is a predicted model, not a curated record. NCBI's taxonomy places the organism in Eukaryota, Metazoa, Arthropoda, Malacostraca, Decapoda, Varunidae.
UAAAUCAUUCAUGACCCUAUUUAGCACGGUUAUCAUUUUUACUCCUCUCUUUCCAGAACUACUGAGCUACUGGAGUUUGUACCCAAAUGACUGUGAAAGUGGAUGUAAACUAAUGGUUUCGCACCUUAUUGACAGAGAAAAAGCAACUGCGUACAAUCUGUCCCUGCAUGUCCGAAACACAGCAACACCCCAAAAGGAAAGCUGGGACUACGUUAGAGUGGUGGUCAACAAUGAACAGGAAUAUGAUCCUUAUUUCUGUAGAAACGGCAAUUGUUCCCAGGUUGUAUAUAUGUAUGAAAACAACCCGGAUGUUUACACAUACUUUCAAAAAGCAACAGAUGAGGACAACAACGACGUCAGUCUAGGCGACGAUGAAUACAAUUACGUAUACUAUUACAUCGUGGGAGGAGACAAGAACUACUUCCAGACUGUCAAUGACUAUGAGGAGAAAAUUGUUCUGAAGAAUAUGCCCGACGGUCUUGACAGAGAAUAUGUGGAGGAGUACACACUCCAGAUUCAUGCCACCAACACAGAGGGAGACAACGGAGACAAUUAUGAAUUGCCAAGAAAUGACACUCUAAACCUCAUCAUUCGAGUUGGCGACGUCAACGACAAUGACCCAGAUUUUAGCGAUGACGUGAUCUUCACCAGUUUUAUGCAGAGCAACAAAGUUGAUGAUCGCAUCAGCACCAUUGAGGCUAAUGACCCGGAUCUUAACGAAACACUGACGUAUGGUAUGCUGAACGACUUGCGGUGUUUUGAGACUGACUUCGUUCCUGAUGCUCCUUUUAGAAUAGAAAGGAAGGACGACCGCUCGGUGUAUCUGAUACUGAACUUCGACCCCAAGGGAAUGUCGCAAGGCUACUGCAACUUCACCAUACAUGUAGAAGAUUCAUUUGCUCACACGGACGAGACGGUAGUCAAAGUGUACGUCAUCAAUGAGGACUACCAAGUGGCCAUGUACUUCUCUAAUGAUUUGGAGGAAGUUCAAAGCAAGAAAAAAGAGAUCGAGGACAUCUACAGCAGCGUCUACAGCUAUGAGUGCACCAUCGACAGCAUCGCACAAACCCAAUCAACGACGGGUGAGAUCCUCGCUAACAAGACAACGGUCUAUAUGCACUUCAUCGACGAAGAAAAAAAUGAACCAGUCGAAGAUAAGAUAAUUCUUGACCUCUCUGACAACGCCGAGACUAUGACUCAGUUACUACAACGCCUCAACCUCAUCGGCAUUCAACUGGACUCUGUUGAUACGUACACACCAAACACCAAUGCCAAGGGUGCUGAGGAAAAGGUCAAAGAGUUGCAGAUCCUGCUUGGAGUAGUUAGCCUCGUUUUGGGUUUAUUUGUACUCCUCCUUGCAACAGUUUAUUGGCUCCGCACAAACAAACUUGAAAGAAAAAUCAAGGUUCUCUCAACCAACACCUUCGGAUCCAAAGAUGAGGGUCUCAAUCAGAUGGGACUCGAAAUGGCUGCGGUCCCAGGUAGCAACUAUCUCGCCAAGGAACACGGAAACCACAACCCUGUCUUCAGCGAGAGUGGUGGCUUAGAAUUCAAAAGCCAAGACACAGAGAGUAUAAGCAGCGGCGACUCCGUGUUGGUUGGGGUGGAGGAUAACCCUGAGUUUAAAAGUUACUUGGCCAAAGGCACAACAGCUUCCUCCUCCAAGGGCUUCGAGAAUCCAGCUUACGGCCGCUCCAUCGAUGAUGUGUCUGCAGGUCCUCCCGGUGUGCAGGGUGGCAUGAAGGGAAACCCCCUGCUUAACCUUGGAGUUUUGAAAGAUGAAACAUCCAGGGAAAAUGUUUACGAUCGGGACUCACUGGGAUCCCAGGACAACUCGAGUUCCGUCAACGAAAACAUCAACUUAUCUUACUGAUGAAGAAGUGAAAAUAAAGUUUACCGGUGUUACAACGCAUAUUGACAUUGUAUGCUGUGUAUGUAAUGACUAGUUUUGAUUGUAGAGAGUGAUGCAAAAUAUGUUCAAAGUGACACACUUAACUUUUUUUUAUUUAUUUAACAAGGUGAUUUUUAUUGCUUUACUUUUUUAUAGUAAUAGUAGCUAAUAUCAAUAAGUGUUCUGUGGUCUCACUGUUCAUGAUGAGACAUAUUUCAUCAAAGCUAAAUUUUGGUAUUGACCAUGAGUACCUUUUGUAAUUACCACGACAUUAAUAGCAAUGCUGUUUAUUUACGUGAAUAUUUUUUAAAAGUUAUGUAUCGGCUUACAUCAUUUUGAUCAAAAUACUAUUAUUAUUAUUAUUAUUAUUAUUAUUAUUAUUAUUAUUAUUAUUAUUAUUAUUAUUAUUACUAUUAUUAUCAUUAUUAUUAUUAUUAUUGUUAUCAUUAAUAUUAUUACUAUUAUUAUUAAUAUUGUUAUUGCUAUUACCAUUAUAAUCGUUACUGUCAUAUUCUAAUGUUAUCAUUUAUAUGAAAAUAAAGGGAACGAUCGAAUUUCAUGUUUAACAGCGUACCUUAAGACAGUGGAUCACAACCAGGGGGAAAAAUUUCAAGGGGUCCAUACUCCAUAGAGAUUCUAAUUAUUUUAAAAUUUAUUAUAUUGGAAAUAGGAGACAUGCGGCUCGGAAUAAAAUCCAUACUACUGGACGCAACCCUUAAAACUGAAUGCUUAAAUUUAAUGCUAGAAUUGCUCUACAUUAGCUAACGGUACUAGGGGUGUCAAAUUCACGACCAACGUGACAAAUUUUGCCCUUGGGAUGGUCAUGAGUAGCCCGCUUAACCUAUUUCGUUGUAGGAGUCCACAGGUGAAAAGUGACUGGAAAAGGAGGAACUGUACAAAAUAGGUUGGAAACCAUUGAGUUAAAAAAAAAGUUAUGUAGAAUGCCAAAUUAGUUUUCUGCUAAUAAUAAAACUAUGCAGAGGACUAACAUACAGUCCGACGUUUUGCGAGUCCUUUUCUCUAAUUCUCCAUCACCACCCUUGCAAAUUUUCAUGAUAAUGGAGAGAAGAGGCAUUGUGAACGCUUGGAAUAAACCCAUUAUUAAGUAUUUUCUGAAGACGAGUCAUAUCAUGUUCUAGUCAUGAAAUCCCCAGGGAUAGGUAGCCAAGACUAAAUAGCUCUGCUAAGGAUAGAAGAUAGGGUUAACUCUCUCACAAAGAAGCUGUCAUAAAGAGGUAGCGAACAAGCAACCUUUGUCGUGAGCUGAUCAUCGUACCUGAAGAACCACACUGUUCCCGCGUUAAGGAUAUGCAAUAAAAAUAUUUUUAGGUAUGGCUGUAACAGCAAAAGGCCAACCUGAUUUUGUAGAAGUUUAGAUGGUCAAGAUACGCACUUGGUUCAACAUUUUGUAUUUGUUUUGUGUGGCUCCGAAGAAAUUCAAAUUCAUAUAAUUUUCUUAUAAUAAUAAAGGCUGAUCUGAAACCUGUUCCUUAAGGCAUGCAGCCUAUCCUUGUACACUGCAGCCUCCUCACUCUCUUAACUCUUCCCCUCGUAUAUGUAUUAUAACAUCCUACAGUGUAAUGGUUAGCAUAAUAAUAAUAAUAAUAAUAAUAAUAAUAAUAAUAAUAAUACGAAUCCACAGUCGGUGUGCAGCCAAGCUAGCUAUUCAUCUUCCCAUUCGAGCUGGUGGAUACAUAAAUAACCGGGAAACAAUGCGUAAAGAACUGCAGUAACCCGGAUGUCACACCUCCCCUGUGUCCCAUAAUACUGGGUUGCCAUCCCCACAGGCUCAAAGGGCAAAUGAGACGGAAACGAGCACACAAAACAGAACAGUGGGAUCGAAAAGUUCAUUUGUAGAGAAAUGGGUCAGCUGAAUAGCCAGCAUGAUUAAGGGGAGGUGGAAAAGAUGAAGCAAAUUUGUUGGAAAUAUUUUGGACUAGGUGCCAUAAGUCUCUGGAAGAUAUGGAGAAAACAAGGUUUUGACAUUUCAUUCAGUAAGGGAGGUUUUGCUGCUUCGAAUCCGGUGAAUCCGGGUAGAAAUGUACAAAUCAUAAUUAGCAGGAGUUCGAAGCCUCAUGUACCAUUUGUGGGCUGUUUCUCAUAUAUAGCACGAGAGCAAGAGUGAUACGACCAGGGUUUUCAGCAGUUUAAUAGAAAGAAUACGUGGAAUGUGAGCCUUCAUUCCAGAAACAGUCACCCACGUAAUGCGCUGGGCAUACACAGAGGGGUUCCUGACCUAGAAACAGUAAUUAUUCCACGUGAAAUCGGAAAAAAAGGUCCUCUUGUCAUCCCACUGUGCUCAAUAUCAGAAGCAUCGCCUCUUUGGUGGGUCAAGAGGUUAGACAAGAACAAUAGGACAGAAUGGGAAAAUAAGGUUGUGAUCGGAGGGGCCCUAUGGAGAGCACUUUGACAGAAUAAUAAGCUGGGGGAUUUGAGGUUCGGAAUAGGUACAGUGCUUUAGUCGUGUCUUCAAGGCGGUCAGGGAUACGUGUAGAGGUUAACUGCUCUUUAUAAUUUAGGAGAGCAAAGUUGUAGACUUGUUUAACAGCUAGUCAGUGAAAAAGGGUGUAAGCCAAAACUGGUUGUGAACAUUGAAAUAUCUUAAGAGAAAGAUUUCAUGGAAGGAAGAUAAAGUCAGGAUGUGAUUGGGUUCAAAUAUUUAAAUAAUUUUACAUAAUUGCUAGAGUUUAGACAUAACAACAUUGAUGUAUUUAGUAAUAGAAUGACAAUUUAAGUCUUAGUCACAUGGUGGAAUAUUCUGAAGUGUCAAUGUUGUGGGCACGAGAGCAAGUAAUAUCGUUGUAUACAUAGACGCAUCGAGAUUUUUUAUUGAAAUUUAUGACAUAGUAUGGGAACAGACUAGUGAUUAAUGUCAGUAACGUCAGAGACCUGUGUUUCGUUUACAAAGAGAAAGCGAGGUUUAGAGGAUGAAAAAUGGUGUUCCACAUUUUGUAAAUUACAUCACAAAUGUUGCAGAUGAUGAUGAUUAUUGUGGUGUUUUUCUUGGCGCCGCAACUGCAAGGUCAUGUGGCGUCGAAUAAAAGAUUAAAUAAGC